Molecule: messenger RNA, 1409 nt
Organism: Boeremia exigua
Lineage: Eukaryota; Fungi; Ascomycota; Dothideomycetes; Pleosporales; Didymellaceae
Product: fungal-specific transcription factor domain-containing protein
Exons: 2
Coding region: 109-1224 (371 amino acids)
Biological process (GO): DNA-templated transcription; regulation of DNA-templated transcription
Molecular function (GO): zinc ion binding; DNA binding; DNA-binding transcription factor activity, RNA polymerase II-specific
Source: RefSeq, a predicted model, not a curated record
CCGUGAGCUAUCAACUGGAGGAAUAACCCCCCUGUAGGUCUAGCCUUCGGCUAUGCGUCACAUCCUCUGCCAGAUUGCCGACGACCAACCUUCCACCAUCAAGAUGCGAUGGAUUCACCUGCCGCAGUGCGACGUCGUCGCAGACGCAGGGUUCCAGACGAGAUUCGAAAGAGAGCUCCACGAGCAUGCAUCCGCUGCAAGGCAAGAAAGAGCAAGUGUAUUGAAACAUCUCGCGGUGUAUGCCAGCGAUGUGCAGAGAGCUCUGUGAAUUGUGAGUUUGAACGCGAGCUCAGCCAUGAACCCGCCGGUCCCUCACUACCACGCGAAAACCAAAUCAGCCCAUCGGCAACCUUCGCUUCAGAUAGUCCAGCAGAGCGGUUCAUGUGGCCUCGAUUUCUUUCCAGACUGAGGGAGACCUUCUCGCUCGAUACGGAAACCACGCCAGAACUACCGUCUUCAAUAUUAACACAAGUCCAAGUACCAAGGCAUUCCCCUGACUCAAUCAGUAGAGUGCGUGAAGCAGCUCGAGGCUUCCCGCCGCGAGCAGUCGCACGCUUCCUCGUGUCUGUCUGCAACGAGCAUGGCACUGACUCUUUCCACUAUUUCAACACGGCUCAGUUCUCUGCUGAGUUAGACGAAUUCUACGAUAACGUCCGCUCACCAUUACGGAUCGAUAGUGCUUUCAUAUGUCUUGCGCAUGCGACCUUUGCACUGGGAAGCCAAUGGGCUACUUUAGUCCGACCUGAAGGCACAAGAACAACCCUUGCUGCACAGGAUGGCGAUCCUGGCCGGCUCUUCUAUCGACAGGCCCGGCUCCUGGUCCCGGAUAUCAUCGAACUCAACUCAGUCCGUACUGUCCAGGCGGCCUUCGUCAUUGGUGUGUACCUACUGCCUGCCAGUGCUAUCAGCUCGUCGUAUGUCUACCUUGGUCUCGCUCUCCGGAAGGCUUUGGCACUCGACCUGCAUCAAGAGACAGAGGAGACGCAAAUCAGUGACACGGAGAAGGAGCUUCGUCGAAGACUAUGGUGGGCUGUGUAUUCUCUAGAAAGAUGCACGACUGUGAAGCUCAACAGACCAAGGUCCAUUGAAUCAGCCAUUAUAACCGUGAAUCUACCAUCACAGCUUCCGGCUCUCGACACACAGCAAGCUUUCAACAACGUCGACCAUCAAGCAGCUAACGCACGGCUCAUGUUGAUUCUGGAUCGAGUCGAAGAACCCAUGUAGGCACACAGCGAUUCCGCUUUGAUCGAUAACUAUAUCUCGAUAGCAGCGAUGAUAUGUCAUUAAAGCUUGAGGUCUGGCUUGGUAAUAUCAUGAGCUGCUCCGUUGGCCCAGACACUGCAUACAGUUGGCCACCCAAACAUCUCGCCUACCCUUAAAAUUUUUGUCUGGUCAUACACACAGCACUA